Molecule: messenger RNA, 1077 nt
Organism: Acanthosepion pharaonis
Lineage: Eukaryota; Metazoa; Mollusca; Cephalopoda; Sepiida; Sepiidae
Source: the annotation of a GenBank genome assembly
AUGCUGUUCACCCUUUUAUUCUCUGCCUCUUCCGCCUCUUUAUUUCUCCUUUUCACUCUCUUACUUCCUUCCCCUUUUUCGCUUAUUCUUUUCCCCUCUCUCUUUUACCCUAUCCGUUUUCAGCCCACUUUUUCAUUUACUUCCUUUUCCAUAUAUAUAUACUUUCUAAUUCCCCCCACCCUCUCUCUCUCUCUCUCUCUCUCUCUCUCCCUCUCCCUCUCGUUUGUUACUUUUCCCUCUCUUUCCCUCUCCGCCUUCAUUACUCCCACUCCUUUUCUCUAUCUUUCUUCAUUAUUCUCUCUCUCUCUCUCUCUCUCUCUCUUUCUCUCUCUUUCUCUUUUCGUUUUUAAACUUCUUCCUCUCUUUACCUCUCCGCCUUCAUUUGUCCCACUCCAUUUCCCAUUUUUAUAUUUUUGUUCUUUUGAAAAUUUACUUUGUCAUCUCUCUAAAUUUCCACAGUUUCUUUUUGUCUGUCUGAUGUCUGCCUGUCUGUCUCUCUCUCUCUCUCUCUCUCUCUCUCUCUCUCUCUCUCUCUCUCUCUCUCUCACUCUGUUUCUUGCUUUACUUCAUCCUCUCUUUCUCUCUACGUCUUCAUUUCUCCCAUUCUUUCCCAAUUUUCCGCCUCACUCUCGCUUUUCAUUUCUCCUCUCUCCCUUUCUCUGUCUUUCUUAUUUACAUUUUUGUUCUGUUGCAUCUCUCUUACUUAUUAUUUAUUUAUUUAUUUAUUUUGCUUUCUUCUUUCUAUCCGCUUCCCACCUAGAAAUUCUCGGCGCCUACAGCCUUUCAGUCCUCUUCCACCUCUUCUUUCGGGUCCCGUAUCUGGAUCCGCUCCCGGUCUUUCUUUUUCAUCACCACCUUGGCCCCUUCAAGGUUCCUACCUACAACCCAUCUAUCUAUUCUAUCCCAGAGUCGUUCGCUGGUCCGAGCCGCCUCUAUGGUUGCAGCCAGGCUGACCAGUCCCCACUUCAGAACAUAGCCCCUAUCAUAACUUUCUCUCUCUCUCUCUUCCACUCUCUCUCUCUCUUCCACUCUCUCUCUCUCUCUCUCUCUCUCUCUCUCUCUCUCUCUCUUUAUUAA